AUGUGUUACAUUGACAGCGCAGAGUUGUAUCUCUUGAGGCGAUUUUCCGAUUGUUUUCUGAGCUUCACUGAGGCCGUGUUCAUUACGGCAUACGUUGCAUGUUUUCCAGCGCUUCUACCAGUUGAAGCGAUUUGCUGUGGAUUAUCACCGCGUUAUUUUUCUGAGCCGGUACUUUUGAAAACUUUUGAGCAGUACAGAGAGCCGCGCCUGUAUUUUAUGAUUCAUUUCAGCAUUAACAGCGAAAAAAUUUAUUAUCCCAACCGAGAUUCUCUGUAACACCGUGCACACAACAUUUUCAAUUUUACUGAAAACAAAGCUCAAUUUUCAUUUUUAGGUCAUCACCUGAGAAGCCUGUUGUCGCUGCCGCACCUGUAAUCAAAAAUCUUGCCAGCUUGAGUUCUGUGGUCUUCGAAGCUGGUGGCAGGCAUCCAGUGAUCCCGUAUUAAACAAUAUUUUGACAGCAGCUCGCGAAUUAUCGUUUAUCGUUUUGAGUUUCCUUUAAAAGCGGGUUUUUCGGGAAUGUGUUCUGUAAUAUUCACGUGUGACCCGAACUUUUGAACGUAAAUGGAUUUCAUGCAACAUUUUAAUGCGACAGCGAGUUGGUUUCACCCAGUCUUUUGUUCUAGGCUGGAUGGCGAUCAGUGGUUGCCAUCAACGCCGGCAUCAACAAUGAGCGGGACACGAAACACCAGUUCACGAGUCCCAUUUUUAAGUAUAAGAUCGUUAUUAUUUGAAUGAGACUUGCCAUCGAAAGUUUCGUGGGCUCACAUGAGCUACUUGAAAAUCUGGGAGGAGCAGUCAACCGAGAAACUGCAGCUUAUUGAGCAAAAUGAAAAGUACCUGCAGUGCACCAGCUUCCGGCUCAGAAACCAUGGAUGCCUCAUUCUUUAUCACACAACAAAACAAAAACAGUAAUCGCCUUCACCAUAACGGAUCGCAACUUCGACACGAGUACCACCAACAUAACACCACCAAAUCAGCGAUAUCACGACAGCGUAACAGCAAUCACAUUGACUGCAUACAAACAGCUGCGCCCAGUCGCAUUUGCUUCACCCGCUGACAGAUCUUUCCAGCCCGACCAGCCUGAUUGGUCCGUGCCACUGAAAGACCACAUUGCCAAUCUGAUAAACUGA
Caenorhabditis auriculariae is the source of this 1133-nucleotide messenger RNA. NCBI's taxonomy places the organism in Eukaryota, Metazoa, Nematoda, Chromadorea, Rhabditida, Rhabditidae. The record is from the annotation of a GenBank genome assembly.